This is a messenger RNA of Salvia splendens (bonfire salvia), 709 nucleotides long. RefSeq names its product MLP-like protein 43. The record is from RefSeq and is a predicted model, not a curated record. The coding region runs from base 53 to 502 and encodes 149 amino acids. Gene Ontology annotation, biological process: defense response. The transcript is spliced from 2 exons. Lineage: Eukaryota; Viridiplantae; Streptophyta; Magnoliopsida; Lamiales; Lamiaceae.
UAUUUUGUUGCAACUCCAACCACACUAAAAUUGUUCCAAGCCUUAUACCACAAUGGUCGAAACCCUAGUUACUAGCUCUCCAAUAAAAUGCCCAGCUGAUAAAUUCUACAAUUUCUUCAAACUCAACCUAACUGAUAUCGUCAAAAUAUUUCCAGCUGUCUACAACAGUGGCGAGGUCACCGAAGGAGAGCUGGGGGUCGUCGGCUGUAUCACAACCUGGACUUAUACUAUUGGUAUUGGUAUUGGAGGGACUGGAAUGAGAAUGAAGGUUUUGACGGAGGUGAUAGAAGAUGCUGCAAAAACCAUGAAACUUUCUGCUUUGGAAGGAGAUGUUCUGGUACUGUACAAGAGUUUUGCAUGCACACUUGGAGUGAGUGAGGGUUCAGCAAAAUGGACUAUAGAGUAUGAGAAAGAUACUAUUCUCUCUCCACCUCCUGAAAUCUAUGUUCCUGUUCUAGCGACCCUUAUCACUCUCGUGGAUGCCUACCUUCUCAUCAACUAAACCACUUGUCCCCAAAUAAAUUGUGGUUAGUCUAUUAUGUCGUUACCUUACGACUUACGUGUGUAUUGGUAAUGAUGAUUCCAUUUUAUUCAGUUUGUAUUGAGGUUGAAAAUGUUACAUGGAAUGGAAUCAUUAUAUGUUACUAGUAUUAUAAGUAAGACGGGGAAUGGUUUGUUAUAACUUUGAAAAACAUGAGUAAACUAUUUA